Meloidogyne enterolobii is the source of this 258-nucleotide messenger RNA. The record is from the annotation of a GenBank genome assembly. NCBI's taxonomy places the organism in Eukaryota, Metazoa, Nematoda, Chromadorea, Rhabditida, Meloidogynidae.
AUGCGUGAAGGAAUUGCCCAUGCCGGUAUUUGCGGUGUUGCUCCAGUUUAUGUAAUAAAAUAUUUAAUUAAAUGUUAUCAAUUAAUUUCUAAAAUAAUUAAGGGUCUAUACACUGUUAUUUUCCCAACAUUUUUCUAUAUGCUUUUUGGCCAUUCCCGACAUAAUUCUCUCGGCGCUUUUGCAAUUCUUUCUUUAAUAACUAGAGCAGCUAUUGAAAAAGUUGAUCAAAUACUCAUUAAUGAUAGGUUAGAAAAUUAG